This is a messenger RNA of Dioscorea cayenensis subsp. rotundata (Guinea yam), 727 nucleotides long. Its product is annotated as dolichol-phosphate mannose synthase subunit 3. The transcript is spliced from 4 exons. Gene Ontology annotation, biological process: GPI anchor biosynthetic process. The coding region runs from base 173 to 442 and encodes 89 amino acids. Gene Ontology annotation, cellular component: dolichol-phosphate-mannose synthase complex; endoplasmic reticulum membrane. Lineage: Eukaryota; Viridiplantae; Streptophyta; Magnoliopsida; Dioscoreales; Dioscoreaceae. The record is from RefSeq and is a predicted model, not a curated record.
UAUGUGCAAACGAAAUAGAGAACUUUGUAAUUUUCUUUUGGAGCCGAAGCAGUGAGGACUCGAUCUCAAUCCACAACCAGUGCUCAUCCUCGAUCGCGAUCCGCAAAGCAAACGCCGCAUCGAAGCUCUACGAAGCUCCAGGUAUACAUUGCGAAACAAUCAAACCAUACAAAUGAAGCAUAUUUUGAAGAUUAUGGGAUUGCUAGUGGCUAUUUCAGCCAUUUGGAUCGGACUUCUAGAAACAUCAGUUAUUCCACGUAGCUUUACUUGGUUGCUCCCUGUAUACUUGAUUGUGUCCUUAGGAUGUUAUGGUCUUCUGAUGGUUGGAGUUGGCCUGAUGCUGUUUCCAACAUGCCCUCAAGAAGCUGUAUUAUUGCAAAAGGACAUUAGAGAAGCCAGAGAAUUCUUAAAGGACAAAGGGGUUGAUGUAGGCUCAGAUUAAACUCUUCUUCUGGCCAUACGCAAAGCAUCACCCAGAGACUGCGUAGCAUAGUCGACUACCAAAUGAGCUUGACCUCACCAAAUAUGCUGACAUACGAGAUCAUGAAAUUGCGGGCUAGUUCGCAUUACUUUUAGUUUUUACUGCAGUGUCCCUAAAUUUGGUUUUCCCAACCUUUUUUGGAAGAGAUUUUCUUUUUUCCGUCUGUUGUGAAACUGUUACAUUGUUUAAACCAUGUUUCUUUUACACUGGAGAAUCAAUUUGUACAAAACAAGCAGCCUGAUCGUA